AAACAACAGAAGAAAACAGUAGAUGGCAGUGACGCUCUACCUAACAUUGCGCCCCGCCAAUAAUGUUGAUGAUGAGAGAUGAGAUGUGCUGUAAAUCAGUAGGAACUGAUCUGUCCAUGCUGGAUAUUGAUGAUUUCAUCACAGAAAUCUCUCAGCUGAAGAAAGAGGUGGCGUUACUGGAGACAAAGCUGAGGUUAAGAGGAGAUGAAGGACUGAAGAGAGAGGACUCCGAGCUCAGUCUGACUUUACUCUGUUAUACUGAGUCAAAGCCCACAGACGCUCAGGACACUACAGUGUGUGACAGUAAUCAGGGCUUACAGGAUGAGGAAUCUACUGAUCAAACCUCCACAGAGUCUCUGGAUUCUGUCUGGAACGCUGGAGAACAGCAGCAGAUCCUGCAGACCAAACUCAAGAUGUGUUCAGUCAAACUCAUCGACUGCAGGAACCUCAUGAUGAAGAUCAAAACUGAACCCACAGCAGAUGAAGAUCACACUCAGGAAGAUGACAGUCAUGAUGGUGCUUUUAUUUCUUCAGAUGUGAAGAGUGAAUCAUUUUUGGAUGGAGAAAUAACGUCCUCAACAUCAGAAGAGAGACUGACAGCACAAACUCAAGAGAAAAAACAUCAUUCAGAAGAGCACAGAGAGAAGAAGAAGAAGUUUCACUGUAAACAGUGUGGGAAGGGGGGUUUUGUCUUCUUGUCUCGGCUAAAAGUUCACAUGAGGACACACAGUGAUGAAAAGCCUUUAUACUGCACUGAAUGUGGCAAAUAUUUUUGCAGAAAACAAACUCUUCGUGUUCAUCAGAAAAUUCACACAGGAGAAAAACCAUACGAGUGUCCUCACUGUGAGAAGAGAUUCAGCCACAAACCUUAUCUGAAGGCACAUGUGCUUAUACACACCAAUGAGAGACUGUAUCAGUGCAGUAAAUGUGAAAAAACCUUUAAGGAUUUAGGUUCAUUAAAAUUACACCAGAAAAUUCACUCGGAGGAGAAACUCCAUCAAUGUUCACACUGUGAUAAACGUUUCAGUAGGAAAUCUCAUUUGAUAGUCCAUGAGAGAGUUCACACUGGAGAGAAACCUCAUCACUGUGAUGUCUGUGGGAAGAGUUUUAGACAACGUAACAAUUUAGUGAAACAUCAGAGAACUCAUACAGGUGAAAAACCUUACAAAUGCUCUCAGUGUGAGAAGACCUUUACUCAGUCAGGUAACUUAAAAGUCCAUCAGAGAGUUCACACUGGAAAGAAACCUUACCACUGUAGUGCUUGUGGGAAGAGUUUCAGAGGACAUAUCACUUUGUUCAAUCACCAGAGAACUCAUACAGGAGAAAAACCUUACAAAUGCUCUCAGUGUGAGAAGACGUUUGCUCAGUUAAAUACCUUAAAAGUCCUUGAGAGACUUCACACUGGAGAGAAACCUUACCACUGUAAUGUUUGUGGGAAGAGUUUCAGACAACAUAGCAAUUUAGUGAUACACCAGAGAACUCAUACAGGUGAAAAACCUUACAAAUGCUCUCAUUGUGAGAAGACGUUUGCUUAUUCAAGUGUGUUAAAAGUCCAUAAGAGACUUCAUACUGGAGAGAAACCUUACGUCUGCUCAAUCUGUGAAGAGAGAUUUGCUUCUUCUAGAAGUCUUCAGCGUCAUCAGAAGAAGAAACAUAAUUGCGACCCGCCAAUAAGCACAAAGAAGAUAAUACUUCGAAGGAGUGAACGGCCAUUGAACGGGAAGAAAAAGCAGCACGACAAAGAAAACAGCUAUGCGUUUACAUCAGUUUUAUUUUGUGUUUGUGUAUCCUCAGUGUUUUUCUCUCUUGAGUGUAAACAGAGUCUUGUCUCUGUGUAUUUUAGUGUUGAUGAUGAGAUGGAUGUGAUGUGCUGUAAAUCAGGAACUGAUCAGGGCUUACAGGAUGAGGAAUCUACUGAUCAAACCUCCACAGAGUCUCUGGAUUCUGUCUGGAACGCUGGAGAACAGCAGCAGAUCCUGCAGACCAAACUCAAGAUGUGUUCAGUCAAACUCAUCGACUGCAAGAACCUCAUGAUGGAGAUGAGAAGAGAAACCACAGCAGAGGAAAAUCACACUGAGGGAGAUGACAGUCAUGAUGAUGACGAUGAUGAUGAUUUUAUUCCUUCAGAUGAGAGGAGCGAUUCAUGUUCAGAUGGAGAAAUAACUUCAUCAACAUCAAAAGAGAGAUGGACAGCACAAACUCAAGAGAAGAAACUUCAUUCAGAAGAUCACCGAGAGAAGAAGAAGAAGAAGAAGCAGUUUCACUGUAAACAGUGUGGGAAGGGUUUUGUCUUCUUAUCUCAGCUGAAAAGCCACAUGAGGACACACAGUGGUGAAAAGCCUUUCUACUGCACUGAAUGUGGAAAUUGCUUCAGCAGCAAACAAAGUCUUCAGCUUCAUCAGAGAAUUCACACAGGAGAAAAACCAUACGAGUGUCCUCACUGUGAGAAGAGAUUCAACCACAAAUCUAAUCUGAGGAGACAUGUGUUUAUACACACCAAUGAGAGACCGUAUCAGUGCAGUGAAUGUGACAAAGCCUUUAAGGAUUUAAGUUCAUUAAAAUCACACAAGAAUAUUCACUCUGAACUCUAUCAAUGUUCACACUGUGAUAAAUGUUUCAGUUGGAAAUCUAGUCUUAAAGUCCAUGAGAGAAUUCACACUGGAGAGAAACCUCAUCACUGUAAUGUUUGUGGAAAAUGUUUCAGUCACUAUAACCUUUUAGUGUCACACCACAAAACUCAUAUCGGUGAAAAACCUUACAAAUGCUCCCAGUGUGAGAAGAGGUUUACUCACUCAAGUAACUUAAAAGUCCAUGAGAGAGUUCAUACUGGAGAGAAACCUCAUCACUGUAGUGUUUGUGGGAAGAGUUUUAAUCAACGUCACCAUUUAGUGACACACCAGAGAAUUCAUACAGGUGAAAAACCUUACAAAUGCUCUCAGUGUGAGAAAACGUUUGCUCAUUUAGGUUCCUUAAAAGACCAUAAGAGAGUUCACACUGGAGAGAAACCUCAUCACUGUAAUGUUUGUGGGAAGUGUUUCAGUCGACAUGAACAUUUAGUGUCACACCAGAGAACUCAUACAGGUGAAAAACCUUACAAAUGCUCUCAGUGUGAAAAGAUGUUUGCUCGAUCAGAACACUUAAAAGCCCAUGAGACACUUCAUACAGGAGUGAAACCUUAUGUCUGCUCUCACUGUGAUAAGAGCUUCACUGCUCUAAGUUCUGUCAGUCUUCAUGAAAGACUUCACACUGGAGAGAAACCUUAUCGCUGUAGUGUCUGUGAGAAGAGUUUCAGUCGACGUGAACAUUUAAUAAAACACCAGAGAACUCAUACAGGUGAAAAACCUUACAAAUGCUCUUAUUGUGAGAAGAUGUUUGCUGAGUCAAGUAACUUAAAAGUUCAUAAGCGAAUUCAUACUGGAGAGAAACCUUACGUCUGUUCGAUCUGUGGAGAGAGAUUUGCUCAUUUAGGAAGUCUUCAGCAUCAUCAGAAGAAACAUACUGAAGAACAAACUACACUAAAAUCAUCAUAGUGCCUUAAAGUCUUUACACGCUGAUAUUCGACAUGAAUGUUCAUCACAAGACACUAGAACAAAAACACUUGAUUUCACAUCUGGCAGAUUCAUGUCUCUCUAUCCCACUAUUCAGAGUUUUUUUUUACAUUUAUUACACUAUUUCAUGAAUUAUAUCAUUCAUUUAUUUUAUCAUUCACUUUUAUCCUUAUUUUUAUAUACAUUUAGUUUAUAUUACAUUCAUUUUAUUCUGUCUAGUUAUUCUAUUUUGUUGUUUCAAUUUUAUGUUAAAGCUGUAUUGUCUUUUAAUGCUGAAUGGUCUCCAUCUCAAGGUUUUAUUAAUGUCAUGAGAAUGUUGUGAUGCCCACUUUCUGUGUUUGGUAGAGCACCACAUCUUUUAAAUCUGCCUUUAGUCAGAGGAUCGAGAACACAACUAAGAUUGUUCAAUAAAACAUUAUUUUAUUCAACAUCACUUUGUCUCUGUUGAUUUAAAGUAUUAACUGACAACAGAAUAAAUAUUUCAGUUCUGAUUUACUCAGAGAGGAUUCAAGCAAACGAUCUGAAACACGCAAAUGAAGGUACCUUGAAGCAAAUGUUUGCUCUCUUUUAUCCCUUUUAGAGAAGGAGGACUUUGAUCCUUUUCUUUUGCAGAAUUGUGAUUGGCUGUUGAUGUCAGAAGGAGCCCACAGAGAGUGGCCAACCUUUAUUCACUGUUAGAAACUCAUUUACAUAGAGUUUAUUCUUUAAAAUGUAAUCUAUGCAUUUUUCACUUACCAGACCACUUCCAAAAUACAAUGUACUGAAUGUAUAAAGUAUAAACGACAGCGAAAUGUUCCCAGAUAGCAAGUAACCACUGUUGGUGUUGAAUCAAUGUUAAACGGGUGGUUCAAUGGUAUUUUAUGCAUUGUGACUUAUUAACACCGUAAUAGAGUUGUUUCCUCCCUGAAAUGCUGAUUUGAUAUUGUACAAAGCUCUUCAUUUUGAAAAGCUCAGUGUCCUUCGAUUGGCCAACUUACCAGUACGUUGUGAUUGGCCUGAAUCCCUCUGACGUCAGCCGGAAAUGUGACACU
Paramisgurnus dabryanus is the source of this 4579-nucleotide messenger RNA. Lineage: Eukaryota; Metazoa; Chordata; Actinopteri; Cypriniformes; Cobitidae. The record is from RefSeq and is a predicted model, not a curated record.